AUGAAAUUGAUAUAUAUUUGCUUAGUUGCAUUAACUUUCGCUCAAGAUUCAGACCAAAUUACAAUAGAGGAGCCAACUACAAUUACUUUAGAUGAAACUUUUGAUGGAGAUGCAGUAAAAGUAGCUACAGACUCUGAUUUUGAUGACCAACCGACAAGAAUUGACAAUGGUUAUUCAUAAACUUAAAGAAAUCUCGACGCGUAGCGUCCUGCUUAACAUUCACUGCAAGGGUAGCCGCACCAAGAACUUUCACCAUUUUUAGACUUAUCGGCCAAAGGCGUCUGGGCUGGCCUGCUUUGAUGAGCCAGGGCACGCUUGAAACAGUGUUGCCGACUUCGAAAGCUCAAGAGUGAGAGAUUACUGUCUUCCUUGAGGCUGUGUAAAGACUAAAGACUCCUUUGCUGUCGCAGGAUGGAAGUGGAUAACUAUAGGCUUUUUCAAAUUCCUGAGGGGCAGGCCAAAGGGUAACUCUCCAUUUGAGUUGCUUAACUGUCUUGUGAGGGAUAGACUUUCCAUAUAAAAGCAAGCCUCAUAAUCAUAAAAUCCCGAAUGAGCGGUGCCGAUAUCUUACAAAUGUCGCCAUUUUAUGAUUAUGAUAUUUAUUCAGAUUCUCAAAUAUAUACAGUCGAAUAUCAAGGACGGCAGUAUGAGAUUUCUGUAGAUGGGUCAAUUUCCUUAAUAAAAGCAGGCCAAACAACCUCAUUUUUGCAAACACCAACUGAAUUUAUCGAGACUAAAAAUUUCAUAAGAGACGAUUUACCUACUGGAUUUGUAUAUUUAUUAGUUACUAGUUUUACAGAAGAAUCUGCCUCUGGAAAGGUCACAGUUUAUUUCAGAGGAAGCACUAGUGAGCCUUAUGAUAUCGUUGUAGGCUUAAAUAAGCCAACAGGGAUUUGUGCAGAUGAAGAUAACCAAUUUUUAUAUGUUGCAGAUUCAGGGAGCGGAAAAGUUUAUACUAAAAGUGACAGAAAAAAAGGAUGGCGGGAAUUAGGAAAAAUUUUAUUAUAGGGAUAUAGGGAAUUUUAUAGAAAAAAAUAAUAAAAUAGUUGUUAUUUGAGGAAUAUCAAUUUGAAUAUAAACAAACUUAUAGUGGUUUGGAGCUGAAAUCAGAUAAUUUUGUAGUGGUUUAUAAUGGUGAUGAACCUUAUGAGUGCUCUGUUGACGAUUAUGGAAAUGUGUAUGUAGCUGAUAAAGCUAAAAAUGAAAUUUAUCUGCUUUAUGCUUCUGAUUUGUAUUUGGGGACUUCUGAUUCUGGAUAUACAGCGUUUUCUGGACUGUAUUUAACUUCAGUGAGCUCACCAGCAGCUUUAGAAGUUAACGACAAUUUUAUAUAGCCCGAGUCUCCUUUUGGCUGGCUAUACCGAUAUCUCUAGAUUUCGAAAGGGGGUUGGCUUUUUCAGCAUUUAUUGGUUAAAUUAACCCCUCCAACGUCGAGAACGUCAGUAUAGCCACAGCCAAAAGGAGGCUCGGGCCAUAAUUUAUCAUAUUCCCUUCAAAUUUAUAUUAUCCUUACCAAAUUUUCAUAUUUUUAAGGAUUAAUGCAGGAAAAAUGCCAUUAUAUAUAAAUAUGUUGCCCCAUUUAAUUCAAAAUAGCAUAUUAAAUAUUGAUAUUUUAGAAUAAUAUAAAUAUUCCUAUUUUUAAGGAUAAAUUGCUAUAUUUAGUAAUAUAUUGGGUUAACAGUGAAAAUGGGCAAAAAUCAGGGACUCUUAUAAAGUCAAAUUUAGAUGAAAAAUCUAGCUCAACACAAACUAUUGAUUCAAAUUAUGAUUCUGCUUGGGGAGUAACUGCUAACAGCUAUGGAAUUUAUUAUAGUACUGAUAAAGAGGUGCUAAUUUAUAGAGAAAAAUCAAAUGAGUCAGUAUCUAUGAUGAGUGGGCUGAACCAAGCCAGGGGAUUAUGCAUAGGAGAAAACGAGUUAUAUGUAGUUGAUAAUGGGGAUGGAAAAGUCUACCUUAUUUCACAGUAUGGAGAAGUAGAUAAAUAUAUAUCAACCUUUGCAAUUCUUCAAGGCGCUUAUAAUAUCUUUUGUGCAAAUAAUGCUUUGGGAUUGGCUAUGGGAAUUUUGGCGUUGAUAUUCAAUUAG
Messenger RNA from Blepharisma stoltei, 2084 nucleotides. The record is from the annotation of a GenBank genome assembly. NCBI's taxonomy places the organism in Eukaryota, Ciliophora, Heterotrichea, Heterotrichida, Blepharismidae.